AUGUCACACCUUCUGUACUCACCUUCAAAGGUACAUACAGAUGAUGGUCAGCAGGGUGCUAGCAUCUUCAACACUACGCAAUCAGCUGUAUCUUUGAUGCCCAUGAUACAGCCUGGAUCACUUAUCCAUCUGCAACAACAUGACACACAGCCUGCUGCGUCUUUCAAAUGUUUACCAGUGCUGGUUGGAUAA
Suillus plorans is the source of this 192-nucleotide messenger RNA. RefSeq lists its product as uncharacterized. NCBI's taxonomy places the organism in Eukaryota, Fungi, Basidiomycota, Agaricomycetes, Boletales, Suillaceae. The coding region runs from base 1 to 192 and encodes 63 amino acids. The transcript has a single exon. The record is from RefSeq and is a predicted model, not a curated record.